GGUGUUGAUGUAGGCAGCGAAUCCCACCGCAAGCGUGGUGUCUCCCCUUACGCACGCGCACAGCGCUCGUUACUGAAUGUGGCCGCUCGCUCGCUCGCUCGCGCUCAGUCGCUGACAUCGUCUGCGCGUCACUGAAGGCUGUUGCUCGCGCGAAGUGGACCAAGAGGAUCUGAUGAAGGUGAGGCACAGUCUGCCUGCUCGUUGCUCGUUUACCGUUUGCGUGCGCGACACCUUCUCUCGACUCGUGGCAGCUUGACGGCGAGGCGCAAGAGCGAGCCAGACCAUGCCGUAGAGCUGCAAACGAACUCAAAGUUUGCCGCGCAAUCAGGCGGAUGAGUACAGCUGCGAAUCUGACGCGCUUUAUAGAGGAAACAACAGCGUAGAGGAAGAUGAAAUCUGCAGGAUUUGUCGAUGGAGGACUCUUUACCGAGAGCUACUGUAACAUCUGCAAUGCUCAGCUCAUCUCUGAGUCACAGCGUGUUGCGCACUAUGAGAGCAAGAAGCACGCCAACAAAGUGCGUCUGUUCUACAUGCUCCACCCAGAAGACGGUGGUCCUCCUUCUAAAAGACUGAGACCAGACAACCCGGACAGUGCAGAGAAUGAAGUGGACAGGAACAAAUGCUGCACGCUCUGCAAUAUGUUCUUCACAUCUGCCAUCGUGGCUCAGUCACACUACCAGGGUAAAACGCAUGCUAAGAGAGUACGCCUUGUUCUCGGAGAGCAGCCCAGCUUACCUACCCCCACAGAUUCAACUGCAAAUACCCCUCAGGCCACAGACCCAGCACCACCACCUUCACCAUCAUGGCCCUCCAUGGGUAACAAUGGCGAAGCAGGCAAGUACUGCUGCCUGUGUGGUGCCUGGUUCAACAAUCCACUGAUGGCACAGCAACAUUAUGAAGGCAAAAAGCACAAAAGAAAUGCAGCACGGGCACGUCUCCUGGAGCAGCUGGCAGGCAGUCUGGAUGCCACCGAGAGCACAGGCCUGCGCAGCAGUUACUCGUGCAGUGUAUGUAAUGUGGUUCUGAACUCCAUUGAGCAGUACUAUGCACACCUCCAGGGCUCAAAACACCAAAACAAGGUCACGGGGAGCCUGGAGCCUAUCCCAGGAGACGCUAGGCACAAGGCGGAGGACACCCUGGACGGGGUGCCAACCCAUCGCAGGGCACAAUCACACACCCAUUCACACACCAUGGACAAUUCGGAAACGCCAAUCAGCCCACAACUCGUGUCUUUGGACUGGGGGAGGAAACCGGAGUACCCUGAAGGAAACCCCCGAAGCACAGGGAGAACAUGCAAACUCCACACAAACAGGGCAGAGGCAGGAAUCGAACCCCCAACCCUGGAGUCUUAAACAACAACAUCAGCAAUGAAAGUUAUUGCUGGACGUAUUGGAGGCAUUGCUACUGAAGCUCUGAAGAAAACAGAGAAUGGAUGUACUUGCAAACAUUUGUGGAGAUGCACAGGCAUUAAAGGGACACCACGGACAAUACCUCUAUCUUUCACUGAGUUUCUUAAUACUUUGGAGGCUCCUCGACUGUUUUGUGCUUUAUGUUUGCAUUCUAGAUUAGUGUAAACUCGACUGUCAUGAGCUGGAAAGAAACACUGUUAUCCUGUAGGACUAAAGUAUGAACUUCAUGUCAAAUUGAUGUCAAUCUGUGUUACAGUGGUUCUGAUAAUCACAAUGGCACUCAUUGUAUACAAGCACUAGCCUGAAAAGACAGGGUCACUGAGUAUUUUCUUACAUUCACAAAGUCUAUAUAAUUAAUAUAAGUAUGUAAUUAUCUAUGAUAUUUAUAGUCUAUUCCUUAAUACCUGCGAUCACUGCUUUUGUGGACUGUUUAGGCAUUUCAGAAUGGGAAAAAAGCACAAAUAACAGGAGGUUGGUCAUUUAAUGACUGCAUUUUAUUAGGUAAUUGUCUUGCUUGUGCUUAAAUGUUGCUAGUAAUGGUCAGUGGUAAAGCCAAUAGACUGCUUGUAUGGGAAUUUUAGUACAGAAGUGGACAUAGACAAUAUUUUCACACAGAUCACAUUAUUUUCUCUUUAAUAAAGUUAUUCAAUAUAAACCA
Molecule: messenger RNA, 2067 nt
Organism: Ictalurus punctatus (channel catfish)
Lineage: Eukaryota; Metazoa; Chordata; Actinopteri; Siluriformes; Ictaluridae
Product: zinc finger protein
Exons: 8
Coding region: 390-1352 (320 amino acids)
Molecular function (GO): zinc ion binding; nucleic acid binding
Source: RefSeq, a predicted model, not a curated record